CUUGAACUGAUAUUUCUCCCGCCAAAAUUUUGACCGUGUCUAUAUAUAUGUUGUUCACAAAUAUUACAGUCUAGUAAUUCGCAGUUUGCUGUUUACCCACACAAGGAUAUCCAAAAUAAUGGUUACAAGUUUUGUGGCAGAUCUAUAACAGUUAAAGAUGUGUAAGAAAAAAACAAGAUGAAAAUGAAAACACGAAAGAAAGGUGUUCCUAAAACUAAGGAGGAACGACCACUUAACAGAUCAUUUAACAGUCAGCUUGCCAGAGACCAGGGGUACUCAGAUUUACGUAACACUGAUUCUGACACGGAUGGUGAGCUGUCGUGGGAGGAAGAUGGUGAAUAUUCAUAUACAGUAAAACGUAAACCAGAUGUAUUAUGGUCUCAGCGCUACAACAGAUUGGCAUGUCUGCUGGCCAUUGCUGUGUUUGUUAUUGCCUUCUUGGUUGGCAUAGUAAUAUAUCAACAUGUGACAAAAGAUGACACAGAUAUUUGUACGAAGCCUGAGUGUGUACAUUCUAGCUCCUAUAUCACAGCUCAGAUGAAUCUGUCUGCAGACCCCUGUCAGGACUUCUACCAGUUUAUCUGUGGUAAUUGGGAGAACACAGUCACCAUUCCAGAUAGUCGACCAAAAUACAACAUAUUUUCUGUAGUUUCUGAUCAAAAUAAAGUGUACAUCAGAAAGAUCUUACAAUCCAAUUCUACAACCAUUAAAGGGCAGCACUCUGAAACUGUACAGAAAAUGAAGACUUAUUAUAAAAUGUGUUUAGAUACAUCAAAGAUUAAUGAAUUGGGGUCAGAACCCCUCACUCAGUUCAUCAAAGCAAUAGGAGGUUGGACUGUCACUAAUACAGGGUUUGAUGAGAAUAAAUGGAAGCUGGAAGAUGUCUUAGCUAAAAUCAACAUCUAUAAUUUUGCUCCUUUAUUUGAUAUUGGUAUUACUAUUGAUGAUAAGAAUAGCUCACAGUAUGUUCUAAGUUUUUCUCAGCCUGGUCUCACAUUAAAGACUGAGGAAGAAUAUAACACCACUUACUCCAGUUAUACAGAGCUCCGUAACGCUAUGCUGGACUUUGGUGCUACGCUUGGUCAAUAUCUUGGUGGCGAUUACAACGAAACACAACAAAAGAUGGAGGACAUUUAUAACUUUGAGAAACAGUUAUCUGAAAUAUUUGUGCCAAAAGAAAUUUUAAGGCAGCCAGACUUGAUUUACCACAAGAUGACACUUAAAGAAGUGCAGGGAAUUAUGGGUAAUUGGAUAAACUUGAGUAAAUAUUUACAGAACUUUCUGGGAUAUAAAUUAGCAGAGGAUACAGAUGUGAUAGUGUACACUCCAGACUACCUCACCAAACUAGCACCAAUAAUGCUGAAAACAUUGUCCAAUAAAAAACUAUUAGCUAAUUACAUGGUAUGGAGUGCUGUCCAGUAUUUUAUGGGAUUUCUUCCCCUGAAGUUUUCCAAAGCAGCAUUGAUCUUAGAUAAGGUUGAGAGUGGUGUGAAGGAGUUAGAUCCCCUGACACAAAGAUGUGUAGAUAAAACAAAUACUGUGUUUGGAUUUGCCACUGGGGCUAUGUACGUGGAACAACAUUUCUCUGAGUCCAGCAGAAGUGAGGUCCAGGAUAUACUAGAUAGAGUUCUUGCAGCAUUUUAUGACAAUAUGCCUGGAGUUGAUUGGAUGGACAAAGAGACGAGAGAGAAGGCUCAAGCUAAGUUAAAAUACAUUACCCCCAUGAUUGGAUACCCCGACUGGAUCCUUAACGUCACAGAGCUAGACAAGUAUUAUGAAAAUGUGACAAUUAGUACGGACAGAUUUUUUGACUCAUAUUUGUCACAUAGAAAAGUUGAGGUAGACAGGGUGCUGAGAAAACUAAACACCGUCCCAGAUAGAUCAGAAUGGGACAUGAUGCCAUAUGCUGUCAAUGCCUACUACACGCCACAACUGAAUAAAAUUGUGUUUCCUGCUGGUAUUCUACAGAGACCAUUCUAUGAUCCAGAAUUUCCAUUAUCUUAUUCCUUCGGAUCUAUUGGAGCUGUCAUGGGACAUGAAAUGACACAUGGAUUUGAUGAUCAAGGAAGACAUUUUGACAAAUAUGGCAAUUUAGAGAAUUGGUGGACCAACGGAUCUAGUCAAGGAUUUAUACAAAAGUCACAGUGUAUGAUUGAUCAGUACUCAGAGUUUAAAUACCAAGGCUAUAAUAUAAAGGGUGAUAGGACGAUAGGAGAGAAUAUAGCAGACAACGGUGGAGUCAAGUCAGGGUAUACAGCUUUUAGUAGAUGGAAACCAGAGGACAUCAAGACAUUCCCUGGGUUAAACCUAACACCAGAACAACUCUACUUUAUAGGAUUUGGACAGAUCUGGUGUUCAUACUACACUCCAGCACAUGCCAGGACGUCAAUAUUAACAGAUGUACAUUCCCCUGCUCCUAUUAGGCCCAAUGGUAUAGCAGUCAACUCUCCAGCAUUUUCUAAAGCCUUCAAUUGUCCCAAAGGUUCUCCAAUGAACCCUGCUCACAGAUGUGAAAUAUGGUAACCAUAGCAACAGUGACUUGAAACCUUGACCUCUCAAUUGGUGCUACCAUCAUGUCUUCCUUACUUUUUAAACUAAGAAUUUGUAUCUGUUACUUCAUACGUUAUGUGUUUGAUUUUCAUAUUUUCUGAACUGUUACAUAAAUGCUGUACUUUUUAAGCGUUAUGGGUUUCUUUUUGAAAAAUUUGAGCUAUUUUUUUCUUUAAAGGCCAGAUGUUAUAAAAAUCCAACCAGUUGUACCUAUGUAAACCAAUAUGCCAAAAGAGAAAUGCCAAAAUUAUUUGAGAAAACCAAAUUAUAUUUGAAAAUAUACAUGUCUGCUUGUACUUGUCAGCUGUUUUAAUUGCAUUCUUAGAUUUUGUAAGAUAUUUCAUAAAUUAUUUGUUGUAGUUUCAAAGCAUACAUGUCAUUUGGUCAGCCAUACCACAUCUCCUUAUUUUUGUUGAGCCUGCAUAUUUUGUCGCAGAAAGCUCGACUUAGGGAUAGUGAUCCGGCGGCGGUGUUAGCUCACUUCUUAAAAGCUUUAUAUUUUAGAAGGUGGGAGACCUGGAUGCUUCAUACUUUGUAUAUGGAUGCCUCAUGUUACGAAGUUUCCAUCAGUCACAGGUCAAAUGUCCUUGACCUCAUUUUCAUGGUUCAGUGACUACUUGAAAAAAAAGUUAAGAUUUUUUGUUAUGUUAAAUUCUCUCUUAUUACAUGUAUAAGUAAUAGGAUGACUAUAUUUGGUAUGUGCGUACCUUGCAAGGUCCUCUUGCCCGUCAGACAGUUUUCACUUGACCUCGACCUCAUUUCUUGGAUCAGUGAACAAGGUUAAGUUUUGGUGGUCAAGUCCAUAUCUCAGAUACUAUAAGCAAUAGGUCUAGUAUAUUCGGUGUAUGGAAGCACUGUAAGGUGUACAUGUCCAACUGGCAGGUGUCGUCUGACCUUGACAUCAUUUUCAUGGUUCAGUGGUUAUGGUUUUUGUGUUUUGGUCUGUUUUUCUUAUACUGUUUGCAAUAGGUCUUCUAUAUUUUGUGUAUGGAAUGGUUGUAAGGUGUACAGGUCUACCUGGCAUGUGUCAUAUGACCUUGACCUCAUUUUCAUGGUUGAGUGGUCAAAGUUAAGUUUUUGAUUUUUGAACUUUUUUCUAAUACUAUAUGCAAUAGGUCAACUACAUUCGGUGUAUGGAAAUGUUUCAUGAUCUACAUGUCAUUCAUGUAGGUUUCAUUUGACCUUGCCCUUAUUUUUUACGGUUCAUUGCUCAGUGUUAAGCUUUUGUGUUUUGGUCUGUUUUUCUUAAACUAUAAGCAAUAGGUCAAUUAUAUUUGUUGAUACGAAGAAUUGAAAGCGGUACAUGCCUACCUGGCAAUGUUCAUCUGACCUUGACCUCAUUUUCAUGGUUCAAAGGUCAAUGUUUAGUUUUCUUGGUUUAUGUUAAGUUUAUGUGACAGUUGUAAUAAAGCUUUAUUAUAAGGACUAUCAACAUGAUAUCAAUGAUUAGUAAAGAAGGCGAGACAUAUCAGUGUGUGCACUCUUGUUAUAUUUUCCUUGAAAGAUGGAGGGAUAUAAUUUAAAUAAUGAGGGCAAAUUAUCAAUUAGGUGAUCCAUUUUACAAGAUGUAUGAAAUAAUUUUUUUUAACCAUUAAACUAGCAACAAUCAAUAUGUGUACACGUUUCGAUCUGACAGAAGUAACAUUCAUUUUAUAGCUCACUUGAUGGAAAAAGAAUUUAUCAUCAUUUUUUUUUUUCAAAUUUUUUAUCAAUAGAGAAAAGUAAAAAGAAGAUAGAAUUCUUGAAAGUUAUAGGUAUGAAAUUUCUGACCAUCUUUUGUAUUUUUAUAAUGAAGGUUUAACUUUGUAGAUUAGGCAGAAUAUUUUCAUUUCUGAAAUUCUUAAUGUAACAUUCAAUUGUUUUUGUUGAAGUUUGUGUCAAUUAAGAAUAUAAAGUACUAUUUUUGAGACAUUCCUUAUAUAUUACGCAUAAUUUUGUUAUUUUGUAAGAAUUGUCUUUUUUUAUUUAAAUUAUCUUUGUAAAU
Mytilus trossulus (common blue mussel) is the source of this 4534-nucleotide messenger RNA. Its product is annotated as endothelin-converting enzyme homolog. The transcript has 18 exons. Gene Ontology annotation, molecular function: metalloendopeptidase activity. Gene Ontology annotation, cellular component: plasma membrane. The record is from RefSeq and is a predicted model, not a curated record. The coding region runs from base 178 to 2523 and encodes 781 amino acids. NCBI's taxonomy places the organism in Eukaryota, Metazoa, Mollusca, Bivalvia, Mytilida, Mytilidae. Gene Ontology annotation, biological process: protein processing.